GAGCUUCUCCGCCUGGGUCGCUGCAGAGAGACGCACGGCCUGUUGAGCUCUCGCUGAUGUACGCGUUUCACAGCUGUGGAAAUGAUUGGAAAUUAUGAAUCACCGUGCAUGGGUGGAACAAAGUGGUGCAGGGCCGCUUCCACCGUCCCCCACUUUGGAUCUUCCCAAAAUGUCAACGUGUCGUCUUACAGGGUUGGUAUUUUUAGCUCGGGGGGCACUGACGCUCCACCCUGAGUUUACUGCCUGGCCCACAUCCCAUGGAGAUCUGAAUCCUGCUCAUUUAGUGUCCUGACACCUGUUUUUAAAGGGAGGUAGGUGGAGUUUCCCCUCUCCCCCGCUCCCAGACCCCAGCUCGGCUCACAGCGGCUGGGUGUUGCCACUCUCCGCUCUCCUGCUGGUCACCCCAACGCUCCUGGUCCAGGUCUCCUGACUCAACCUGUAGAUUCCCAUCCUCUGCCAAACCUCUCCCCAACAUCCCGAUGGAGCAGCACAAGCUUCGCUCGGCAGGCGUCCAGGAGAAGCUGGAGAUCGUCGGGGUGGAGGACGAGGCGGGCAACCCCAUCAGCGCCCUCACCAUCCUGUCCCUGCUGGAGCGCGUGGCCGGCAUCAUCGACAACGUGCAGUCCUGCCAGCAGCGCAUGGAGGAGCGUCAGCUGGAGCUGGAGAACAACAUCAAGACCAUCCAGGGCGACGUGCUGAAGCUGGCCAAAGACCACGGCGACACCAGCGGCACCGUGGAGAAGCUCCUGCAGAAGACCCGCAAGGUCAGCGCCAACGUCAAGGAGGUCCGCGCCCGCGUGGAGAAGCAGAACGUCCGCGUCAAGAAGGUGGAGUCCACGCAGGACGAGCUGCUGACCCGCAACAAGUUCAGAGUGGUCAUCUACCAGGGCGAGACGGAGGUCCCCUCCGUGGCUGUCACCAAAUCUCCCAAAGGACCUGGGCUGGAGGGCUUGGAGAUUGAGCCGGAUGCCUACGACAUCCCUGCGGACCUCUCCUCCGACGAAGAGUACCUGAGAGACGAGGAGCCAGAUCCCUCUCGAGCCGCUCGAAUCAAGAAGUCCAUGGUAAAGAGCACGGAGACCCUGAAGGCCGCCUUCUCUAAGGAGAACAUGAGCAAAACUAAAGACAACCUGGGCACCAGGUUCCACAACCUGGGCGAGAAGGUGAUGCCGCCGGAGAGGAGGGAGAAGAUGCACCAGGCAGGGGAGAGGCUGAAGCAGUCCGGCGAGCGGCUGAAGGAGAACAUCGCCAAGAAAGCUCCAACCAAAGAGACCUUCCGCAUCAAGCUGAAGAAGGAGAGGGCCGUGGCUGAGGGCCAGGAGGGAGCCGAGGCGGAGGCGGAGCCAGCCGGCGCCGUAGAGGAGAAGCCGGGGAGCUCUGUGGAAACAAAGAGGGAGGGACCGGUGGAGGACGCUGGAGCUACCCGGAUAUCAGAGUAACAGAAAAACUCCUAGAAGCAGGAAGCAGGACACUGGAGCAAGGUCUGAGAUCAGAGAUGGUUGUCCCAAUAAAUAGAAAUUAUUUGGGUGGGUGGGGGGGACUUUAAAUCUUAAAGAAGGAAUUAUUUAUAAAGUAUAUGAAUCCAGGGAAUCAGAUGUUUGUUUCUAAUCUUUUAAACAUCUAAAGCUGUGAGACGUGAUCAGGUUUAGGGUUCAGUAGGAAGCUUCUCUGAUUCAUACGAAGGAUCGGAGAACCGAUGAGGCGGAGCAGGUUUGUCGCUUAAACAUGACCGCAGGGAAGGAAGGUGAAGUUGGAAAGUGAUGCUGAAGGUUUUCACUCGCGUAACAGUCGUUUAUCUAAAUGUACAUAUAAUCCUGUACAAACGUCCAGUUUCAGAAGGCGAAUUGGCUUCAGCUGGUCUGACGUCAGACUAGUCUCCGUCUGCAAGCCAGAACAUCGGCCGGAGCUUAGAUAGAGCAAAGCGUAGAAGACACAACGAGGUUCGACCGCCUAGAAGCUGAAAGCUGCCUGCAGAGCGCACGAACGCCACGCGGCGUCGGUUUUAAACAUAGAUCAGGCUGCACACUGUCUUUGUUUACAAAUAUGUCAGGAUUGUCACAUCAUAAACAACUUUUUUUUGUAUUUAUGAUGCACCUGAAUAAAAUUGGUGCACAUUUCCCCAACAUCUGGCCUACGAAGCCUGGAAAUCUUUCUCCAGAGCAGCAGUUUCAUCGUGAUUUUUGUGAUAAAAACUAAUAAAAAUGUAGAUUUAAGAGUAAUGCAGCCCUCUUCCAAGCAGCACUGACCUUAAACAGUCUGUAAUUAAUCAUCUGGAAGUGAACAGCUUCCAUUUUAGUUCUGGGGUCAUUUUCUUACAUGAUUGUUAAAAUAAUUGCUGCUUUUUAUGACCAGAUUUUUUAAGUGCAGCCAGCGCACUGAGUUAAUUCACCUGAGAUGAUUACUGAGUUCACCGCUUUGAUUGGACUUUAAAUUUUCUACUCUUCAAUCAUCGGAGGCUCUUAAUUUUUCCAGUAGAAACUUGACUUUUAAAACACAUACAGUUCAUUAGAUUUCUUCAGGAGAAUAUCUCUAUGGUAUUAAUGUCUUUGUACUGCUACUAUUCAUGUACUGCAGUAGGGAAACUUAUUUAGGUUUAUUCUUUUUUCAUUUUUUGACCAUAUUUUAGUUUCGACAUCUGUUUUGUUUUCAAUAGAAUUACUCAGAAAGUCCUAAAUGCUGAAACGAGAAAAGAAACCAUAACAGUUAGUGUCUCUCUCACUGUAUUGUUUGUGUUGUGAUUUUGUAUUAAUAAAAUUCACCAGAAACAAAAUAAUCACCUCUGCUGGAUCAAAAAAAUAUA
Molecule: messenger RNA, 2800 nt
Organism: Fundulus heteroclitus (mummichog)
Lineage: Eukaryota; Metazoa; Chordata; Actinopteri; Cyprinodontiformes; Fundulidae
Gene: cavin4a
Product: caveolae associated protein 4a
Exons: 2
Coding region: 480-1439 (319 amino acids)
Biological process (GO): regulation of gene expression
Cellular component (GO): caveola; cytoplasm
Source: RefSeq, a predicted model, not a curated record